UUCAUCACUUGACAGAUAUAAAGUACGUAGGUUUCACCACUAGUCAGCAAGACAGAGAGAAGGAGAGAAAGAGAGGAAAUAGACAGCGUUUAAAGAAAGACAAAUUCUUGCCUUGGGGAGACUACAGGACAGUCUCGCACAUAGCUUUAUGAAUGGCAGGCAGCAGUUUUGAGUCCGAGUUCCUACAGGUUCACAAUGCUUACCGCAGCCAGCACGGAGCCCCGCCCCUCACCGUAAACAAAAGCCUGUGCCGCUCCGCACAGGCAUGGGCGGAGCAUCUGCUGUCAAUCAAUACUCUCAAACACAGCAACAAGGACUACGGAGAAAAUCUUUAUUAUGCUUGGAGUUCAGCUACCAAAAAACUCACAGGACGUGAGGCAGUGGAAAGCUGGUACAAUGAAAUUAAAGACUACAGCUUCAGUAAGCCGGGAUUCUCCUCCAAAACAGGUCACUUCACACAGGUGGUUUGGAAGGACACAAAGGAGUUGGGAGUUGGACUGGCUACUGAUGGGAAAACAACUUUUGUAGUGGGUCAGUACCUUCCAGCAGGAAACAUCACAAAUGUGGGUUAUUUUGAAAGAAAUGUCCUACCGGCAGGCUCCAAAGUAGACUCAAAGCCCACUGGUACAACUGACAAAGUGGGACCAAUGCAUGGUGUAUCAAACAGAGUACCCUCAGUUCCUUGCAGUACUGAAAUAUCACCAUCAGGAGGCAGAGGGGAUCUUCAUGUGCCAACCACCUCAAAGGCAGACAGCAGCUUUGAGGCCGAGUUCCUACAGGCUCACAAUGCAUACCGCAAACAUCAUGGAGCCCCGCCCCUCACCAUAAACAAAAAUCUGUGCCGCUCCUCACAGGAGUGGGCCAAACACCUGCUGUCGAUCAGGACCCUCAAGCAUAGUAAUGGAGAUUAUGGAGAAAAUGUAUAUUAUGCUUGGAGCUCAGCUAACAAAAAUCUUACAGGACGUGAGGCAGUGGAAAGCUGGUACAGUGAGAUUAAAGACUACAACUUCAGCAGGCCUGGAUUCUCCUCCAAAACAGGUCACUUCACACAGGUGGUGUGGAAGGACACAAAGGAGUUGGGAGUUGGACUGGCCACUGAUGGGAACACAACUUUUGUGGUGGGUCAGUACCUCCCAGCAGGAAACAUCAGCAAUGCUGGAUAUUUUGAAAGAAAUGUCCUACCGGCAGGUUCCAAAGUAGACUUCAAAUCCACCCCAUCUGCUGACAGAGUUGGACAAGCACUUGGUGCUCUCAGCAUCAAGUCAAACCAAUUGCCGUCAUCAUCUCACAGUUCUGUACCAGCACCAUGUAAGAGUCAGUCUCCACAGAGCAGCAGUUCAGAAGGUGAGAUCCUGUCACAGUUUCGCCAGUCUCUGUUUGAAGCUCAAAAUGAUUACCGACGGCAACACGGGGCACGGCCUCUCUCGCUGUGCCCCGUCCUCAGUAAAGAGGCUCAGGAUUGGGCAGCACAUCUGAUUAGCAUUAACGCCCUGAAGAACAGCGGCAAAGGUCAUGGAGAGACUAUGUCUUACAAAUGGACAUCCAGCAUGGUGCCUCCAACAGGAAAAGAGGUUGCUGAAUCAUGGUACAAGGAAAAUGUAAAGUACAACUUUGCAACCCCUGGCUUUCAGAAUGGAACUGGUAACUUCACCCAGAUGAUCUGGAGGUCUACAGAGCAGGUUGGGGUCGGCCUGGCAUCAGAUGGAAAGGGCAAAUUCAUCACUGUGGCCUUUUACAAACCUUCUGGCAACAUUACCAAUCCUGGCUACUUCCAGGAUAAUGUCAAACCUGCUGGGAAGUGAUUUGCUGAAGAAGAAACGUUAAGAAGGUUUUAUCCAUUUUACCAAUGAACAGAAAUAAUAAUAAUAAUCAUAAUUGAAAAAAAAAAAAUAGAAUGUGGGAAUUUAUCCAAGUUCAUAUGUAACCAGAAAGUCAUCAGAAUUGCAUGUACAAAAACAUCAGUUCACAAUUGUCAGCUGCACCUGACAAAAUGAUUAGUUCACUUUAAAAUGAAAAUUACCCCAAGAUUUACUCACCCUCAAGCCAUCUUAGGUGUAUAUGACUUUCUUCUUUCUGAUGAACACAAUCAGAGUUAAAUUAAUAAAUAUCCUAAUAAAUAUCCAUCCAAGCUUUAUAAUGGCAGUGAACGGGACCAACGAGUUUGAAGCUAGAUAUUUUACUUUAUAAUUUGUUAAAUAUGGAUAUUUUUCUUUUUUACGAACGCAUCGCUUUGCUUCAGAAGGACUUUAUUAACCCCCGUGUGCAGUAUGUUUAUAAUGGAUGGAUGCACUUUCUUGAGCUUCAAACGUGUUGGUCCCCUUCACUGCCAUUAUAAAUCUUGGACAUGUCAGGAUAUUUAUUAAUAUAAGAAAAAAGUCAUGUACACCUAGGAUGGCUUGAGGGUGAGUAAAUCUUGGGGUAAUUUUCAUUUUAAAGUGAACUAAUCCUUUAAUGGUUCUAGUUUAUAUGUAUAUAAUUUCUCAUUCUUUGCUGAGGUGGUAUGCACUCCUUCACUGUAAUAAGAGAUAGUGUUAUUGAAUGAUACAAGAAUUUUUAAAUGGGAAAUUACUUAUAAUGUAUAGAAAGAUGGUAUUAAUCCUACUUUUUUAAAAAUCAUUAAAUGAAUGCAAAUGUUCUGUCCAUGUAGUUAUUUAUCUUAAAUGCUGUCUAUGGUGUGAAUGAUAAUCAUGACCUCUAUACCAGUGACAAAAAUAUUUUUAUAAACAAAAAUGUAAUAUUAUAUAUUUUUAUAUCUUAAACUUCAGCUUUCGUCCAAUAUAUAAUGCUACUGAAAAGAGUCUUUUACCUAUUCUCCAAACACAUUUACAUAAAUUGCAUUCUCAUACACAAAUCAUUUACAUUUUGCAUCUAGAUGUGAGCACUUUUCUUGCACAGCCCCAGAGAGCUUGGGUGGGAAUGCAAAACUGAAUUGUCAAGGUGUCAUGUUGCAUGAACAUCUCAUCACAUUGUGUUGCUGAAGACACGUGAGAUGCUCUUAUCUUCAUUUAUAGAUGCCCUCCUUCAUGAAUAACAUAAAGGUCAAACAUUUGUCUGAUAAACUGAAACCUAUAUACCUUUACUAUGGUUGAGGUUUUGUUUAAAUACAGCACAUGUUGGCCAAAGCGAAAAUAAUAAAACUACCUUAUCAAUAAUAUAAUAAGCCUUUAGGAUAAAAGUAUGAUUUUAAAACUAAUAUAAGAAUAUUGCAAUGCAAAACAGGAGUAUGCAAAAGAGUGUCAAGUGACCAACAUUAUGUAAGGCUGCCAUUGAGGAUUUAUUCAGGUCCAUGCAUUUGUUAAUAAAAUUUGACUUGAAUGUG
Molecule: messenger RNA, 3319 nt
Organism: Ctenopharyngodon idella (grass carp)
Lineage: Eukaryota; Metazoa; Chordata; Actinopteri; Cypriniformes; Xenocyprididae
Gene: glipr2
Product: GLI pathogenesis-related 2
Exons: 13
Coding region: 153-1802 (549 amino acids)
Cellular component (GO): extracellular region
Source: RefSeq, a predicted model, not a curated record